AAGUAAACGCCAUUAUUGAAAGAAAAACACUCACCCCUCUCUCUCUAGAGCUGUUCAUCUCCCCAACCACAACAAACCAACUUGCUUAGCUUUGCUCUGUCCAGGGCAAGAGUAUCCCUCAAUAAAGCAAUUCCCAUUUUCUUCUUUUACUUUUGUCCUAAAACUCGUUUUACUUGUUAAUUGAUUCUGUCUGAAUAUUAUUAUUAACGGACCAAAAAAAAAACUUGCAGAAGAAUGAAAGAAAAAGCAAUAACCCCCCAAACCAAAUUCUAAAGCCUCAAAUUUGGAAUAUUCCCAUUCUUCUUCCUUCCUUUUUUUUUUUUUUUUUUCCCAUUUCCAUAUUGAUCUUAUGUGAGACUGUGAGAGAGAGACUUCCUCUGUUUCUGUUUUCUUCGCUCUUCCUCGUAACAGUAAAGGGUCUUCCUUUUAAUCUGAAUUUACCAAUCUGAUUCUUCUGUUUUUGUUUUUUAAUUGUCUAUCUUUUAACUAUUUGAAUCUAAACUUUGUUUGGUUCUUCACGAUUUUAAUCCCCGAUGAAUCAAAUUCAUCAAAAGAUUUAUCUUUUAGAUCUGGUUACGUAAUUCGAUUUGCUCUGUUUUUUUGUUUUGAAUUCUUUAUAAAGUAACCAAAUUUGGGGAAGAGGGUAAUAAUGGAUUUGGACGAUUUCCGAUCGGUUAUGGAUAACGCAGGUGUUGAUGUUUGGACAUUUAUCGACACGGCGAUUCUCGUUGCGUCUCUUGACUAUGGUCAAGAGCUCAAGCGUCGGAGAGAUAACAUCGUCGAGCGUCUCUACGCUACGUCCAUGGCUAACAAGUGUAGAAACUGCGAUUUUGGCGGCGGAGGUAGCGUUACGGAGGCGGCGGUUGGUAGGGUUAAUGGGAGGGUUCACGAGGAGACGGAGGAGGAAGAUGAAGAAGCUGCUGCAGCAGCAGCAGCAGCAGAAGAAGUAAGAGAGAAAUCUGUUAAUGUUGAAGACGAUGACGAUUUCGAUCCCUUUGCUGGUUUGUUUGAUGAUGAGCAGAAGAGUAUUCUUGAAAUCAAGGAGAAACUUGAAGAUCCUGAUCUGUCUGAAGAAUCUUUAGUUGAGUUGCUUCAGAAUCUGGAAGAUAUGGACAUAACAUUCCAAGCUCUUCAGGAAACUGAUAUUGGGAGGCAUGUGAAUAGAGUUCGGAAGCAUCCAUCUAACAAUGUUCGAAGAUUAGCUAAACAGCUUGUCAAAAAAUGGAAGGAAACAGUUGACGAAUGGGUCAAAUUUAACCAGCCUGGUGAUCUUGAACCUCCGAGUUUGAUAGCCGAUGAGGAUUCACCGGUGCAGAAAGCUCUCCAUAACGGUAAUCGCCAACAGGUGCCUGAUUUCGGAUAUUCACCGGUUCCUCAGAAUGGGUAUUCCAGUUCAAGCAAGAACAGUAACAUUACCGAGCCAGAGAGAAAACCAAGACCUGUUGCUGCUGCUGCUCCUCCACCUAGGAGAGAAUCUCCUUCUCCGGCUAAACCUUCUCGCCCUUCUCCUUCUCAACAAACCAUUCCGAGGGACAAGGAGCAUAAGGAAGUUGAUUUCGACACAGCCCGGAAAAGGCUACAACAAAACUACAGACAAGCCGAGAAUGCAAAAAAGCAAAGGACUAUACAAGUGAUGGACAUUCAUGAGAUCCCUAAACCUAAGAAAGGUGGAUUUUUCCCAAGAAAAGGCGGUAGUUCUCAAGGUGGUAGACACUGGUAAAUUGAGAAAGAUGAGAGUUAAAUGAAACGAGGAAGAAGAGCCAACAAAAAAAAAAAAAAAAGACAGAGAACAAAGCUCUGUUUCUGA
This is a messenger RNA of Arabidopsis lyrata subsp. lyrata, 1807 nucleotides long. RefSeq names its product probable mediator of RNA polymerase II transcription subunit 26c. The coding region runs from base 650 to 1720 and encodes 356 amino acids. The record is from RefSeq and is a predicted model, not a curated record. The transcript is spliced from 9 exons. NCBI's taxonomy places the organism in Eukaryota, Viridiplantae, Streptophyta, Magnoliopsida, Brassicales, Brassicaceae. Gene Ontology annotation, cellular component: nucleus.